AUGCCUAGCGAACAGGAGCUAGAGAAUGUGACCGAAUACAACACGGCACUAAAUCGACGAAUUCCGCAACUGCCAAUAUCAGUCGAGGAGGCUCGACGAAAAAAGCGACCUCGUGGGAAUGUGGCAUUUAUUGAGCAGGAAGAGAUCAUUAAU
Molecule: messenger RNA, 153 nt
Organism: Cooperia oncophora
Lineage: Eukaryota; Metazoa; Nematoda; Chromadorea; Rhabditida; Trichostrongylidae
Source: the annotation of a GenBank genome assembly